AUGGCCCGACUGCAGCAACGAUAUCGAGGCGUUCGACAACGACAUUGGGGCUCUUGGGUCUCCGAAAUUCGCCAUCCUUUACUGAAGACUAGAAUUUGGUUAGGAACAUUUGAGACAGCAGAAGAUGCAGCAAGAGCCUACGAUGAAGCAGCUAGACUAAUGUGUGGUCCAAGGGCUAGAACUAACUUCCCUUACAAUCCCAAUUACGCGAAUCGCCCUUUCUCUUCUUCCUCGAAGCUUCUAUCAGCCACAUUGACAGCAAAAUUGCACAGGUGCUACAUGGCUUCUCUUCAAAUGACUAUGAAACAAACAAUGCAGGAACAACGCCCUCAAGUAAUUCCUUCGCGUGAACCAGCAAUCCCGAGCAAUGCCACUGCCAUUAAAUUAGAGAGUGCUAAUAACUAUGAAACCAGUUUUUGGCCAGCAGAUUAUGAGAAGAAACCAAUGGUGCAAGUGCAAGAAAUCAAGCCACUUGAAGAAGACCACAUAGAGCAAAUGAUUGAAGAACUUCUUGAUUAUGGCUCCAUUGAGUUUUGCUCAUCUAACUAG
Molecule: messenger RNA, 549 nt
Organism: Fraxinus pennsylvanica
Lineage: Eukaryota; Viridiplantae; Streptophyta; Magnoliopsida; Lamiales; Oleaceae
Source: the annotation of a GenBank genome assembly